Molecule: messenger RNA, 7265 nt
Organism: Trametes versicolor FP-101664 SS1
Lineage: Eukaryota; Fungi; Basidiomycota; Agaricomycetes; Polyporales; Polyporaceae
Product: FAT-domain-containing protein
Exons: 27
Coding region: 1-7071 (2356 amino acids)
Biological process (GO): protein phosphorylation; TOR signaling; negative regulation of macroautophagy
Cellular component (GO): nucleus; TORC2 complex; TORC1 complex
Molecular function (GO): protein-containing complex binding; protein serine/threonine kinase activity; protein binding
Source: RefSeq, a predicted model, not a curated record
AUGGCGACCACCGCUUCCGCCUCCCAGCAGGUCGACAUUCUCGACCAGCUCUUCCAGGGACUUAGGAGCAGAAGUCCCGACACACAAGCCCAGUCCGCCAUCGACCUGCAACACUAUAUAUCCAACACCGUUCCCGAGCUAUCGUCGGACGCCGCCUCCAAGCUAUGGGAGGAGAUCAUCAACAAGAUAUUCGACCUCGUCCAUAGCCAAACAACAGCGGAGAAGUUGGGCGGUAUAUUGGCUAUCGAUCACCUCCUGCGGGUGGAAGGAGAGAUCGACUCCAAAGCCAACCUUUUCCGACUGUACAACUAUGUCAAGGCCCUUCUCCCGGACCCGGACGUCAAUGUCAUGCUUGCGGCCUCCAAGACUCUCGGCCAAAUCGCCGAAAUCGGUGGACCGGCAUUCGGCGACUACUUCAUGGAUUUUGAGGUGCAAGCAGCCAUUGCACUGCUACAAGCGGACAAGCAGGAGCCCGGGAGAUAUGCUGGCGUUCUCAUCUUGAAGGAGCUCGCGCGCAACAGUCCCGCCUACUUCCACUCCCAUAUCGGCCUCGUCUUUGACAAGAUCCUUGUACCAUUGCGGGAUACUCGUGUGAUCGUACGGGAGAGCGCUGCAGAGCUCCUCGCUGCUUGUCUAGAGAUCAUCACCCAACGCGAACGCCAAACGAGGAGUCCCUUCCUGCUGAAGAUCCUGCAGGAUGCACAGAUGGGGCUGAAGGUGUCCCAGCCGGAGAUUAUUCACGGUUCUCUGUUGACCUACCGGGAGCUUCUGUUACAUGGCGGCAUGUUCAUGAAGGAGAACUUCUUGGACGCUGCAGAGCAAAUCCUCUCUUUCAAGACGCACCGAGAUCAGCUCGUACGGAAGAUGGUCAUCACUCUUAUCCCUACGCUAGCCGUCUACGACACCUCGACAUUCUCCGAACACUUCUUGCACAAGGCGAUGGCUCACCUCUUGACCCAGCUGGAGAAGCCCGCGGAGCGCUCGGUCGCGUUCAUCGCUAUUGGGCACGUCGCGACCGCAGUCGGCAGCGACAUGAAGCCGUUCUUGGAGUCUAUCAUGACCCAAAUUAAGCAGGGUCUACUCAUGAGGGGGAAGAAGAACGCGCCUUCAGAGGAGCCGAUGUUCCAAUGUGUCGGCAUGCUUGCUGCGGCGGUCGGACCUAACCUCACCAAGCUGCUACACGAUCAACUAGACCUUAUGUUUGCCUAUGGGCUAAGCGAGCCCCUCCGACAGGCUCUGGUAGCUAUCGCGACACACAUACCCCCCUUGCUGAAGACCAUUCAAGACCGACUUUUGGAUACUUUGUCGUAUAUCCUUAGCGGACAGCCAUACAGGCCACUCGGGGGACCGCCUUCGCUACUACGCGGCGACUCCGGCACGGCGAAGAAGGACGGCGUUCCUAUCGAGGUAGCGAAUCUGCAAAAGACGCCGGAGACGCUCACGCUUGCCCUAACGACCCUGCACACGUUCGACUUCAGCGGUCAUGUUCUAAACGAGUUUGUGCACGACUGCGCGCUGCCUUACUUGGACUCAGACUACCCUGACGUUCGGCGCGCUGCUGCACUGACGUGCUGUCGGCUGUUUGUCCGCGACCCGAUUUGCUACCAAGCCAGCAAUCACUCGAUUGAGAUCAUCAGCGACGUCAUUGACAAACUCCUUACGGUCGCCAUCGCGGACCCAGAUGCGGGCAUCAGGCAGACGGUCCUCUCAUCCUUGCACGAGCGCUUCGACAAGCAUCUCGCACAGGCAGAGAACGUCCGCUCGCUGUUCAUCGCCGUGAACGACGAGGUAUUCGAGAACCGUGUCACCGCGGUGUCGUUGAUCGGGCGGCUAGCCAUGCACAACCCCGCCUACGUGAUGCCUUCGUUGCGCAAAGCUCUCAUUCAGCUCUUGACUGAGCUAGAAUACUCAUCCGUCACGCGCAACCGUGAAGAGUGCACACGCCUCCUAACGCUGCUAGUCAACGCCACUCAACGCCUGAUCAAGCCGUACUCGAUUCCCAUGCUCCGCGUUCUUCUCCCGAAGGCCAAUGACCCCAACCCGAUCGUUUCCGCCAACAUCCUCAUGUGCCUCGGUGAGCUCGCCUGCGUCGGCGGGGAGGAUGUGAUGCCGCACGUGUCAGACCUCAUGCAGGUCAUCAUCUCCAAGCUCGCAGACCCCUCUUUGCAGAAGCGUGACGCCGCGCUGCACACACUUGGUCAGCUCUGCUCGAGCACCGGAUACGUGAUCCAGCCGCUCGUCGAGCACCCGCAACUACUGCAGAUCCUGAGCCGGAUCCUCAGGGCGGAGUCGAGCCAGGCGGUGCGGCGCGAGGUGAUCAAAGUUCUUGGUAUCUUGGGCGCACUCGACCCGUACAGGCGCAAGGUCAAGCCGGACGAGGACGCCGUUAGCGAGGUUUCGUCGAACCUCGUGAACGCCGCGUCGAGGAACCUCACGGGCGCGUCAACGGCGACGGACGACUACUACCAGACAGUCGCGAUCAAUUCGCUGUUGAACAUCCUGCAGGACCAGUCGCUGAGCAGCCACCACUACAAGGUCAUUGAGGCGAUCAUGUCCAUCUUCAAGACACAGGGCUUGAAGUGUGCCACGUUCCUCCCGCAGAUCAUCCCUGCAUUCACUACCGUCGCACGCACUUCGUCGUCGCGCACUCAGGUCUACCAUCUGGAGCAGCUCGCUAUCCUAGUAGGGAUUAUCAAGCAGCAUGUGCGGAAUCACACCACGGAGAUCUUCAAGCUCGUGCAGGACUUGUGGGACAACGUUCCGCUCCAGCUUCCUCUCAUGUCGCUCGUCGAGGCGCUCGGCAAGGCGCUUGACGCCGAGUUCAAGCCGUUCAUCCCCAUGAUCCUCCCGCCCAUCCUCAAGGUCUUCGAGGGUGACCUGAACGACCGUGCGAGCAGCACGCAGAUCAAGAUAUUCGACGCGUUCCUCACGUUCGGCGCGAACAUCGAGGAGUAUCUCCAGCUCGUUAUCCCGCUCAUCGUGAAGACGUACGAGCGGCAGGACGCGUCGACGCCGCUGCGGAAGAAGGCGAUCCACACGAUCGAGGGCCUGACGAAGCGCGUGAACUUCUCGGACCACGCGUCGCGGAUCAUCCACCCGCUCGUGCGCGUGCUGAACCAGCCGAACAACGAGCUGAGGAUGGCGGUGCUGGACACGCUGUGUGCGCUCAUGGUGCAGCUUGGGUCGGACUUCGCUAUCUUCCAUCCUACGAUUCGCAAGACAAUCAUGCGGCACCGUAUUUCGCAUCUCCGUUAUGAGAGCCUCAUCGACAAGCUCUUGAAAGGAGAGCGGUUGCCGCAGGAAACCUCCUCAUUCGGGCUGUCUGGUGACAUUGGCAAAGCCACGGACUUCCAGGCUCCGGCGGAGGCGACGAAGAUGGCGGUCAACCAGCAACAUCUGAAGCAGGCAUGGGAUGUUUCAUUGGUAUCCACGAAGGAAGACUGGAUGGAGUGGAUCCAGAAGCUGUCGGUUGAGUUCAUGCGAGAGUCCCCGUCGCACGCUUUGCGGGCUUGCAUGUCUCUCGUGGACGUGCACACGCCCCUUGCGAAGGAGCUGUUCAAUGCUGCGUUUGUCUCUUGCUGGGGAGAGUUGUACGACCAGUAUCAGGAGGACCUGGUGAGGUCGAUCGAGUUCUCCAUCACCUCGAGCACUGCGCCGUCCGAGCUUGUGCACCGGCUACUCAACCUCGCCGAGUUCAUGGAGCACGAAGAGAAGCCGCUCCCCAUCGAGAACCGGACGCUAGGCGAGUACGCCAUGAAGUUCCAUGCAUACGCGAAAGCGCUGCAUUACAAGGAGCUUGAGUUCUUCAGCGAGACGUCGCCCACCAUCAUCGAGUCACUCAUUAGCAUCAACUCGAAGCUGCAGCAGCACGACGCCGCGUGGGGCACAUUGCUCAUCGCGCGCGAGCAGUACGACGUCAGCAAGCACGAGGAGUGGUACGAGCGCCUCGGGCGCUGGCAGGAGGCGCUCGAGACGUACGAGAAGCGGGCGGUAGAGGACCCCGGUGCGCCCGAGAUCGCCAUCGGCCGGAUGAAGUGCUUGCAUGCGCUCGGCGAGUGGGACCACCUUGCGAAGCAGGUCGAGGAGAACUGGUCCAACUCGAACUUGGAUGACCGCAGGGAGAUCGCGCCGAUGGCGGCCGCGGCGGCGUGGGCGCUCAACGACUGGGAGUCGAUGGAGGACUAUAUCGCGACGAUGAAGGCCGACUCGGCCGACCGGCCGUUCUACCGUGCCAUCCUGGCCGUACACCAGAAUCAAUUCCCGAAGGCAAUGACCCAGAUCGCAAAGGCUCGCGAUUUGCUCGAUCCAGAGCUCACCUCGCUGGUUGGUGAGAGCUACGGUCGGUCAUACAACACUAUGGUCCGCGCACAGAUGCUUUCUGAGCUCGAAGAGAUCGUCAACUACAAGCAGUAUGCCGACCAGCCCGAACGACAAGGCUCGAUGAGGAAGACCUGGAUGAAGAGGUUGCAGGGAUGCCAGCCGGACGUCGAGGUCUGGCAGCGCAUCCUACAAGUCCGGGCUUUGGUCCUCUCCCCCGAGGAUGACCCGGUCAUGUGGAUCAAGUUCGCAAAUCUCUGCCGCAAGUCAGAUCGCAUGUUCCUUGCCGAGAAGACGAUCAACUCGCUGCUUUGGCCGGAGAGGCUACUCCAGACGCCGAACGCGCGUGCACAGCAGUAUUCCAAGGCACCACCAAUGGUUAUAUACGCUCACCUCAAGUGUGCUUGGGCAAAGGGAGAGAAAGAGGAAACUCUUAACUACCUGCGCGACUUCUCUGCCAAGCUAUCCCGGGAUAUCCAGUCCGGCGCCACGAUCCGGGCAUCCGGAGAGCCUGAAGUGCAUCACAAGCUGGAAGAGCUCUCCCGCCUGCUCGCCCGCUGCUACUUCAAGCUGGGUGAAUGGCAGUUUGCUCUCAGAGAAGAGUGGGAUUCGCGGAACAUUAAGGAUAUUCUGCAGUCGUACUAUCUCGCGACCCACUAUGACCCCGGAUGGUAUAAGGCAUGGCACACUUGGGCGAUGGCUAACUUCGAUGUGGUUGGCUUCCUGGAGAACCAGCAGUACAACAGAGUGGGCGACGUCCCGGGUCAAGAUCUUACCGCCCACAUCGUAUCUUCGGUCACUGGCUUCUUCCGCUCAAUCUCGUUGAGGAAUGUGAACGCGCUGCAAGACACCCUGCGACUGUUGACGCUUUGGUUCAAGUAUGGUGCUCAUGACGACGUCAGCCACGCUAUGAGCAAUGGCUUCACAGAUGUCGAGGUCGACACAUGGUUGGAGGUCAUCCCCCAGAUCAUCGCCCGUAUCCAAACGCCGAGCAACAAUAUCCGGAGGAACAUCAACAACCUCCUGACCGAUGUUGGAAAGCACCACCCUCAAGCCCUCGUAUAUCCUCUCACUGUCGCAUCAAAGUCGUCGAGCGCUGUACGGAAGAAGGCUGCUCUCAAUAUCAUGGACCGUAUGAGGGAGCACAGUCCGGCGAUCGUAGAACAAGCGCUUGUUGUUGGCCAUGAGCUGAUCCGGGUGGCCAUCCUUUGGCACGAACUGUGGCACGAAGGUCUCGAGGAAGCGUCGCGUCUCUAUUUCACCGACCAUAAUCCCAUGGGCAUGAUUCACUUCCUGGAGCCAUUGCACGACAUGUUGGAAGCUGGGCCGAAAACAACGCGCGAGACCUCCUUCACUCAGGUCUUCGGGCGUGACCUCCAUGAGGCGCGCGAAGCCUGCAAGCGAUACACAAUAUAUGGGGAGAAGCGCGACCUCGAGAAGGCGUGGGAGAUCUACUAUGGGGUCUUCAAGAAGAUCGAAAAGCAGCUACCUCAGUUGACAACACUCGAUUUGCAAUACGUCUCACCCGAGCUGCUCAAGGCGAAGAACCUCGACCUCGCCGUUCCUGGGACGUACCACAGCGGGAAGCCCAUCAUCAAGAUCUGCAGCUUCGCCCCUAAGCUCACGGUCAUCUCGUCCAAGCAACGCCCCCGUCGGCUUUCUAUCAAGGGUAGCGACGGCCAAGAACAUCAGUUCGUGCUCAAGGGCCACGAGGACUUGCGGCAAGACGAGCGUGUCAUGCAGCUGUUCAGUCUCGUCAAUGGCCUGCUAGCGAUCGACACCGACUGCUUCAAGCGACGUUUGCACAUCCAGCGCUUCCCUGUCAUCCCUCUAGCCCCCAAUGCCGGUCUGCUUGGGUGGGUCAAGGACAGCGACACGCUUCACGUGCUUGUUCGGGACUACCGGGAGUCACGGAAGGUCCUCCUGAAUAUUGAGUACCGGUUGAUGCUUCAGAUGGCGCCGGACUACGAGAACCUCAUUCUUCUCCAGAAGAUCGAGGUCUUCGAAUAUGCGCUCGAGAACACAACCGGCCAGGAUCUGUACCGGGUGCUAUGGCUCAAGAGCGUGAACUCCGAGCACUGGCUCGAACGGCGUGCGACGUACACACGCUCGCUCGCUGUCAACAGCAUGGUCGGGCACAUCCUCGGUCUCGGCGACCGGCACCCGUCCAACUUAAUGCUCGAGCGGCACACGGGCAAGGUGGUACAUAUCGAUUUCGGCGACUGCUUCGAGGUCGCCAUGCACCGCGAGAAGUUCCCGGAGAAGAUCCCAUUCCGAUUGACGAGGAUGCUCACGCACGCGAUGGAAGUGAGCGGGAUCGAGGGCAGCUUCCGGAACACGUGCGAGAUCAGCAUGAAGGUGCUGCGCGACAACAAGGAGUCGCUCAUGGCCGUCCUCGAGGCGUUCGUGUACGACCCGUUGAUCAACUGGCGGCUGAUGCAGCCGGACGUGGAGACGCGUCGUGGCGAAGGCGACAGCGGACGUCCUGCCGAGUUGGUUCGCGCGGCUGCGUACCCCACAGCGCCUAUCCGCAAGCUCAAGGCCGACGAGAACGACAUUUUGAAUGAAGCGCAAGAAGUACGGAACGAGCGUGCUCUGUUCGUGUACAGACGCGUACAAGAUAAGCUCAACGGCCGUGAUUUCAACCCGGACGAGGUGUUGACGGUGCCCGCGCAAGUCGACAAGCUCAUCAUCCAGGCUACGUCGUUGGAAAAUCUGUGCCAGUGCUUCUCUGGAUGGUGCGCAUUCUGGUGAUUUACUCGUGGGGCCCCUGUCUGUUCUACUGCAUGCUUUCGAUAUACCAGCUGUACAUUUCCGGACGGUUUCUCUACUGCUCUCGUUAAUAGAAUGUAUCAUAGCAACGCAAUGUUGGGGUGCCGCGUGUCUGGCUGUGUUACAUACCAGCAGGCUAUUGUAGUGGGAUCCACAAUAUUAAUGUCCAUCCAGUG